Molecule: messenger RNA, 2224 nt
Organism: Mauremys mutica (yellowpond turtle)
Lineage: Eukaryota; Metazoa; Chordata; Testudines; Geoemydidae
Product: glucose-6-phosphatase catalytic subunit 1-like
Exons: 5
Coding region: 51-1112 (353 amino acids)
Biological process (GO): gluconeogenesis; glucose 6-phosphate metabolic process
Cellular component (GO): membrane
Molecular function (GO): glucose-6-phosphatase activity
Source: RefSeq, a predicted model, not a curated record
AAAGCUGUCAGUGCAAACAACGGGUUCCAGAGGCACAACCAGGCGCCAUAAUGGACCUGCUGCACAGUGCUGGGGUGCAGGUGGUGCAGUACCUGCAGGAGAACUACCAGGGCUCCCAGGACUGGUUCCUCUUCAUCUCCUUCGCUGCCGACCUUAAAACCACCUUCUUCAUCUUCUUCCCCAUCUGGUUCCACCUCUGCGAGGCAGUGGGCGUCGAGCUGAUCUGGGUGGCCGUGAUCGGGGACUGGCUCAACCUGGUCUUUAAGUGGAUCCUCUUUGGGCAGAGACCCUACUGGUGGGUCCAUGAGACCGAUUACUAUGGCAACGCCUCUACCCCUGUGAUCCAGCAGUUCCUCCUCACCUGUGAGACCGGCCCAGGAAGCCCCUCAGGCCACACCAUGGGUUCUGCUGGAGUCUGCUACGUCAUGGUGACUGCCCUGCUGCCCUGCGCCCGGGGCACCCGGCACGGAUCCUGUGCAGCCAGGUGCCGCCGCAGCCUCCUGUGGCUUGUGUUCUGGGCCGUGCAGGUCUGCGUCUGCUUGUCCCGAGUCUUCCUAGCUGCUCACUUCCCCCACCAGGUGAUCGCAGGUGUCAUCUCAGGCAUGGCAGUGGCUGAAGCUUUCCGGCACAUCCCCUCCAUCUACAACGCCAGUCUCCGGAGGUACCUGGGCACCACCCUCUUCCUCUUCAGCUUCGCCCUGGGCUUCUACCUGCUGCUGAAGGCUCUCGGCGUUGACCUGCUGUGGUCAGUGGAGAAAGCCAAGAGGUGGUGUGACCGGCCGGAGUGGAUCCACAUUGAAACCACCCCCUUCGCCGGCCUCCUCAGGAACCUGGGCAUCCUGUUCGGGCUGGGGCUGGCCCUCAACUCCCAGAUGUACCUGGAGAGCUGCAAAGGGAAAAUGGGCCAGCAGCUGCCCUUCCGCCUGAGCUGCAUCGCGGCCUCGCUCCUCGUCCUGCACCUCUUCGACUCCUUCGACCUCCCCACGGACAGAGAGCUCCUGUUCUACGUCCUGUCCUUCUGCAAGAGCGCCGCUGCCCACCUGUGUGCUGUGGCUCUCAUCCCCUACUGCAUCGCCCAGGUGCUCAGGAGGGGCGACAAGAAGAUCCUGUAGCUGACCUGCAAACUUGCGUCGUAGCUGCCAAGCCAGGCUGCUCUUCGGGGCAGGGGAAUGUGCUCUGCAGGGCUCCCCCUUCCCUGUCCCACUGCAGUAACAGGUCUCCUGGCACCACGGACCUCACAGCUCUGGGGUACGUGAUCAGCUCACGCGCACGGCUCAGGGCCGUGGAGUGGAGGGGGAAGUUCACUGUCUCCUGUCUGGGAAAGGAAGCGAGUGCCUAUCUCACACCUCAGUGCUGGCACAGGGUGAAAUGUAACGGGGUCCUCGUUUGGCCACAGCCCCUGGCCCAGCCCAGGCUGGCAGAAAUGGUAACCUCUGCUCCAGAGAGCGAGUGGAUAAGGGGGCGGUCAGGAACGCUGUUCCAGCCGAGGGGGAGGUGUCCCACACAGAAUUCGGUUCUAGGCCACAGUCAGCCUCUUACACCACGACGGACCAAACGCUCUCCAGCGGGGGGAGCAGUCGGCACCUACCAAUCUCAUGGCUCAGUCCCCUCUGGGCCAGUGCGUUUGGAUAGGGCGACACUGAACACCAAUGCUGUCAAUCAACUCGGCCCCAGCAGAGCAGGGACGGCGUGUCCCUGGGCUCCCGGGGCAGGAAAGCUGCGCUGAGGUUGCUAGGAGGGCCGUGGACGUGGGUGUGUCUGUGCGUUACCAGGGCUGUUACAGCUGGGCGGCACCCAGGUGGCCCGGGCUGAGGGACAGGAGCUAGCUGUGAAAUGCCUUUGGCAAUAAAAUUAGUAAAUUCCACUCAGCCUGUCCCACCCUCAGGCCAUCUUACUGAUGGGGCAACCUCUGCUCAUUGCCCCGGUGGGCCCUCCAGACACGCAGGGACCCAGAGCCUCCGAGAGAGAGUCACACGAAUGGCCAGACCGAUGGUCCAUCUAGCCCCGUGUCCUGUCUCUGACAGGGGCCGGUGCCAGAUGCUGCGGGGAAUGAACAGAGCAGGGCAGUUAUCCAGUCCCCGUCUGGCUGAGGGGAGCAUUCUAGAACAGUGGUUCUCAACCAGGGGUACACAAACCUGGGGGCACACACAGGUCUUCCAGGGCGAACAUCAACUCAUCUAGAUAUUGGCCUAGUUUUACAACAGGCUACAUGACUAGCACUAGC